GCGGGCGCCGGCUCUCCGGAAAAACCAACCUCGGCUGCCCCGGCCUCCCCCAGGAUGCCGGAGGAGCUGCUGAGGGAGCUGCAGCUCCUGCUCAGAGGCAUGGCAAAGCUGUGCAGGACAGCUGGGGAAGGGCCUAAGGAGGAGGAAAGCAGCAAAGGCAACCUCCGGGGCGGAGUCCAGCACCGUGUGGAAGCAGCCUUCCAUUGCCAAACGCGUGAAGACAUCACUGUGAAGCAGAGGAUGUGGCAGGAGCUGGGGUUGUUCUACAUUCCAGAGAGGGAGGGGAUGUUCCACCGUGGCCCGGGGCUGAACCUGACCAGUGGGCAGUACAAGGCCCCGAUUGCAGGGUACUACGCCUUCACCAGCACGCUCCACAUUGCACACAGGGAGCCGCAGAGGAAGGGCCAGGGAUGCCGAGGGAGCCGCCUGCGGGUGCUGAUCUGUGUGCAGUCCCGCUGCCAGCACAACAGCAAUCUGGAGACCGUAUCUCAGCUGGCGAACAGUGGGGACCUUUUCACCAUCUCUGUCACGGGCACCCUUUACCUGCAGGCUGGGCAGUAUGCCUCUGUUUUCGUGGACAACUCGGCAGGCUUUCCCCUCACAGUUCAAAGUGGCUCCGAUUUCAGUGCUGUUCUGCUGGGAGUGUGAAGAGGCACCACGCUGAACCUCUGCCAGCCACCAUCGUGUCUCCCCUGCUCAGCACCAAGCCUAAGGAAGAACAUUUGCUCAUGCAGGCAGCUGCAGUCUGGUCUGAUAUUGCUUGUGCUGCAGAACCAGCCAAAGAUGGACAAAAGAUCAUGAAGAAGAAGAUGAUGAUGAUGAUAAUAAUAAAGCAGCCUGACUAGGACAUGAA
Molecule: messenger RNA, 853 nt
Organism: Cyanistes caeruleus (blue tit)
Lineage: Eukaryota; Metazoa; Chordata; Aves; Passeriformes; Paridae
Gene: ERFE
Product: erythroferrone
Biological process (GO): positive regulation of insulin receptor signaling pathway; positive regulation of D-glucose import across plasma membrane; negative regulation of gluconeogenesis
Molecular function (GO): hormone activity
Source: RefSeq, a predicted model, not a curated record